Molecule: messenger RNA, 2235 nt
Organism: Gorilla gorilla gorilla (western lowland gorilla)
Lineage: Eukaryota; Metazoa; Chordata; Mammalia; Primates; Hominidae
Gene: OVGP1
Product: oviductal glycoprotein 1
Exons: 11
Coding region: 230-2086 (618 amino acids)
Biological process (GO): carbohydrate metabolic process; chitin catabolic process
Cellular component (GO): extracellular region
Molecular function (GO): chitinase activity; chitin binding
Source: RefSeq, a predicted model, not a curated record
AAGACCCUCUGUAGCAGAGAAAGAAAACUGAUGAAUCAUAAAAGCAUCUGGCUUACAGUCUGGUAAUAAAAACGGGCUGGUUCUUGUGCUGCAACACCACGAUGGUGCUGCCCAUAAACUGGUGUGUUAUUUCACCAACUGGGCACACAGUCGGCCAGGCCCCGCCUCGAUCUUGCCCCAUGACCUGGACCCCUUUCUCUGCACCCACCUGAUAUUUGCCUUUGCCUCAAUGAACAACAAUCAGAUUGUUGCUAAGGAUCUCCAGGAUGAGAAAAUUCUCUACCCAGAGUUCAACAAACUAAAGGAGAGGAACAGAGAGCUGAAAACACUACUGUCCAUCGGCGGGUGGAACUUUGGCACCUCAAGAUUCACCACUAUGUUGUCCACAUUUGCCAACCGUGAAAAGUUUAUUGCUUCAGUUAUAUCCCUUCUGAGGACACAUGACUUUGAUGGUCUUGACCUUUUCUUCUUAUAUCCUGGACUAAGAGGCAGCCCCAUGCAUGACCGGUGGACUUUUCUCUUCUUAAUUGAAGAGCUCCUGUUUGCCUUCCGGAAGGAGGCACUGCUCACCAUGCGCCCGAGGCUGCUGCUGUCUGCUGCUGUUUCUGGGGUCCCACACAUCGUCCAAACAUCCUAUGAUGUGCGCUUUCUAGGAAGACUCCUGGAUUUCAUCAAUGUCUUGUCUUACGACUUACAUGGAAGUUGGGAAAGGUUCACAGGACAUAAUAGCCCCCUCUUCUCUCUGCCUGAAGACCCCAAAUCUUCGGCAUAUGCUAUGAAUUAUUGGAGAAAGCUUGGGGCACCCUCAGAGAAGCUCAUCAUGGGGAUCCCCACCUAUGGACGUACCUUUCGCCUCCUCAAAGCUUCUAAGAAUGGGUUGCAGGCCAGAGCGAUCGGACCAGCAUCUCCAGGGAAGUACACCAAGCAAGAAGGCUUCUUGGCUUAUUUUGAGAUUUGUUCUUUUGUCUGGGGAGCGAAGAAGCACUGGAUUGAUUAUCAGUAUGUCCCGUAUGCCAACAAGGGGAAAGAGUGGGUUGGCUAUGACAAUGCCAUCAGCUUCAGUUACAAGGCAUGGUUUAUAAGGCGAGAGCAUUUUGGGGGGGCCAUGGUGUGGACAUUGGACAUGGAUGACGUCAGGGGCACUUUCUGUGGCACUGGCCCUUUUCCCCUUGUCUACGUAUUGAAUGAUAUCCUGGUGCGGGCUGAGUUCAGUUCAACUUCUUUACCACAAUUUUGGCUGUCAUCUGCUGUGAAUUCUUCAAGCACUGACCCUGAAAGGCUGGCUGUGACCACGGCAUGGACCACUGAUAGUAAGAUUUUGCCCCCAGGAGGAGAGGCUGGGGUCACUGAGAUCCACGGAAAGUGUGAAAAUAUGACUAUAACCCCUAGAAGUACAACUGUGACCCCUACAAAGGAAACUGUAUCCCUUGGAAAGCACACUGUAGCUCUAGGAGAGAAGACUGAGAUCACUGGGGCAACGACCAUGACUUCUGUGGGUCAUCAGUCCAUGACCCCUGGAGAGAAGGCCCUGACCCCUGUGGGUCAUCAAUCUGUGACCACUGGACAGAAGACCCUGACCUCUGUGGGUUAUCAGUCUGUGACCCCUGGGGAAAAGACCCUGACCCCUGUGGGUCAUCAGUCUGUGACCCCUGUGAGUCAUCAGUCUGUGAGCCCUGGAGGAACGACUAUGACCCCUGUCCAUUUUCAGACUGAGACCCUUAGACAGAAUACAGUGGCCCCUAGAAGGAAGGCUGUGGCCCGUGAAAAGGUGACUGUCCCCUCCAGAAACAUAUCAGUCACCUCUGAAGGGCAGACUAUGCCUUUAAGAGGGGAGAAUUUGACUUCUGAGGUGGGCACUCACCCCAGGAUGGGUAACUUGGGUCUUCAGAUGGAAGCUGAAAACAGGAUGAUGCUGUCCUCCAGCCCUGUCAUCCAGCUCCCGGAACACACUCCUCUAGCUUUUGACAACCGCUUUGUUCCCAUCUAUGGAAACCAUUCCUCUGUCAACUCAGUAACCCCUCAAACAAGUCCUCUUUCUCUAAAAAAAGAAAUCCCAGAAAACUCUGCUGUGGAUCAAGAAGCCUAAGCCCCUCUGGUGUCAGAAACCAGGGAAAACCCUUGUCUUUUCUUCUAAGUGACAUGUUGGAAGCCUCCUCAUCCCGGGGCAAAGCAGGCAUCAAAACCAAAAUAGGCCAAUCUCUUUUCCAUUAAAUAAACUGUAAACACAAGAACCCA